Molecule: messenger RNA, 7338 nt
Organism: Pipistrellus kuhlii (Kuhl's pipistrelle)
Lineage: Eukaryota; Metazoa; Chordata; Mammalia; Chiroptera; Vespertilionidae
Gene: TRABD2B
Product: TraB domain containing 2B
Exons: 7
Coding region: 606-2183 (525 amino acids)
Biological process (GO): negative regulation of Wnt signaling pathway
Cellular component (GO): organelle membrane
Molecular function (GO): metalloendopeptidase activity; Wnt-protein binding
Source: RefSeq, a predicted model, not a curated record
UCUCCCGCCCUCCUCUCUCCCUCCCUCCCGGCCGCGGAGCAGCAUGGCGGAGCCCGGGCAGCGGCCGCGCGGCCGCCCGCCGCCCCUCUGAGCCCGGCUCGGGGGCAGCUGGGCGCGCGGACCAGACCCCCGCCCCCGCCGCGCCCGCUGCCGCACUUGUCCCCCUGCGCGCCCCCGGAGCGCGGCGCACCCCUGGGACCUGGCGCACCCCAGGUUCCCCAGCAUAAUCCCGGAGCCCGCACGCCGGGACCCCAGUGCCGCCCCGGGAGUCCCGCACGCCCCGGACCGCGACGCAGCUCGGGACCCUCGCGCGCCCUGGACCCCCGCGCGCCCUCAGAAGCUCGGGCCAGGCGGACUUGGGCUGCGUGCCCUGGUGAGGGGCCCCGCCUCCGCCCCAGCGGGUACCCCUCUUCCAACUGACGGCGCCCCGCCCCUGAGAGACCCCCAGGUUCGACAGGGACAUCCAUCCUACACCCAGAGGGCUCCCAGCAUCCCGCAGCGAGCCCCGGACCCCGGAGGAACCUUGGUGCCCAGCUGGGGGCUCCCCGCCCCGCAGAGGGGGCGCCGCCCAGGAGGGUCCCCCGCGCCCCGCGGGCCCCGGCAGGAUGCACGCCGCCCUGGCGGGGCCGCUGCUCGCCGCCCUCCUCGCCGCCGCCCGCGCCCGCCCGCAACCCCUGGACGGAGGAGGACAGUGUCGGCCGCCCGGAUCGCAAAGGGACCUCAACUCCUUUCUGUGGACUAUUCGACGUGACCCCCCGGCCUACCUGUUUGGCACCAUCCACGUCCCCUACACCCGUGUCUGGGACUUCAUCCCCGACAACUCCAAGGCGGCCUUCCAGGCCAGCGCCCGUGUCUACUUCGAACUGGACCUGACGGACCCCUACACCAUCACGGCGCUGGCCAGCUGCCAGCUGCUGCCCCACGGGGAGAACCUCCAGGACGUGCUGCCCCGCGAGCUCUACUGGCGCCUGAAGCGCCACCUGGACUACGUGAAGCUGAUGAUGCCCUCCUGGAUGACGCCCGCGCAGAGGGGCAAGGGGCUCUACGCGGACUACCUGUUCAACGCCAUCGCGGGCAACUGGGAGCGCAAGAGGCCCGUGUGGGUGAUGCUGAUGGUGAACUCGCUCACGGAGACGGACGUGCGUUCCCGGGGCGUGCCGGUGCUAGACCUCUACCUGGCCCAGCAGGCUGAGAAGAUGAGGAAGAGCACCGGGGCCGUGGAGCGGGUGGAGGAGCAGUGCCAUCCCCUCAAUGGGCUCAACUUCUCCCAGGUGCUGUUUGCCCUGAACCAGACCCUGCUGCAGCACGAGAGCGUACGGGCCGGGAGCCUGCAGGCGCCCUACACCACGGAGGACCUCAUCAAGCACUACAACUGCGGGGACCUCAAUGCUGUCAUCUUCAACCAUGACACGUCACAGCUGCCCAACUUUAUCAACACCACACUCCCGCCACACGAGCAGGUGACAGCCCAGGAGAUCGACAGCUACUUCCGCCAGGAGCUCAUCUACAAGCGGAACGAGCGCAUGGGGAAGAGGGUCAUGGCGCUUCUUCAGGAGAAUGAAGACAAGAUCUGUUUCUUUGCCUUCGGAGCAGGUCACUUUCUGGGGAACAACACAGUCAUUGACGUCCUCCGGCAGGCGGGGCUGGAGGUGGAGCACACACCCGCAGGGCAGACCAUCCACAGCCCUGCCGCCAGGAGCCCUGCACCGCCUCCCGAGAGGACCUCAGCGAGCCCGGCCCCCGUGACCCCUGCUGCUGCCGCCCCCGCAGCACCCUCGGUGACCCCCACCGCCCCGCCUGAGGAGGACGACCCAGCCCUAUCCCCACACCUCCUGCUCCCCGACAGCCUCAGCCAGCUGGAGGAGUUCGGGCGGCAGAACAAGUGGCACAAGAGGCAGAAUAAACAGCAGCGGCCGCGGCAGUUCAACGACCUCUGGGUCCGCAUCGAGGACAGCACCACCGCCUCGCCACCCCCGCUGCCCCUCCAACCCACGCACAGCUACAGCUCCGGGACCGCCGGGCCCCUCUUCCAGCUCUCCGACCAGCUCCAGCCGCAGGAAGCGCCGGGCUCCACCAGCAGCUCAGUGCCUGCCCACUCCCAGCCGGCCCUGGGCCUCCUCCCUGCCAUCAUCGCUGCCAGCUUCGCAGCCCCCUUCCUGCUGCACACCUUCGGGCCUUCCUGACCUCGGCUGCCCGUGCAGAGAAGCCAGAGAAACCGCAGGAGGGUCUGUGGCCACACCCCACUGCCCCUGCCACCCCACUCCCAGGGGGGGGGGCUGACACCUCACGGGCAGUCCAGUCGGGAUCCGUUAGAACCCUAGAGCUUUAUUGUACCCAAGUUACAUCUUCUUUUUUGUAGAAGGAUCUUAAUUUCCCAUAGUGCUAUGGGGCUCUUUUGUAAAAUACGUGUCCAUAUUAAAAAAGAAAAAUGUAUUUAUUCCACCGAUAAAACUAUUUUUAUGUGGCCUAUAUCAAUUACCCCCUAAUUAGUCCCAGCGUGCACCCAGGCGGUGAAGCCAGGCUGUCAGGACUUCUGCGACCUCAUGCGGACCUUGGCGGUGCAGCGCCUGCUCUGGACCGGCGGAAGCCUCCCGUGCCUGGAUUUGGCUUCUUCCACCGCGGGGACCUCGGAGGGAGGGGCAGGCAUACAAGCUUAGCUUUUGUGAAGCUGGAUUUGGGAGCCAGAGAUGUGAACGCUGACGGUCCUUCCCUCCCGUGGAUGCAUCCUAGGGCUGGGAAGAUACUUUUCGGAAAGAGAAUGCUGCUAUUUUGUAAACCAAGGCCUCCGGAGCUCUUGGUGAGUGUUCCGACCUAAGCACUGGGUGGAGGAAGAGAGUCGUCGCUGAGGGAGGUGGUUUCCCGGGCCCGUGGGCCUGAUGGUUAAACUAAGAUCCAAAGAGAGGAAAGUGGUUGCCCAAGGUCACACAGCAAGUGGGAGAUCCGGGGCAUGAACCCAGACCUCUCUGCUCUGAUAGCAUUAAUCCACCUUGGGUUACAGGAGAUGCUACUGAAGUCGCCGCCAAAUGGAAUGAGCUGGACGGACGGACAGGAGUCAGCACAGAGGGCAGUUUUAGAGACGGGGGUUCUAAGAGUCACGUGGGAAUAAUUGUAAGGAGAGCCACCAUUUUGUCCACUCACUUUAUCACUGAUCCCCAUGCCAGUUCUAGGAGAGGCAACCAUCCCCUUUUCACAGGUGAGGAAACUGAACCCCCAAAAGAGGCAAAGGGACUUGCUCAAGGUCACUCAGCCAGGACAUAGCCCCAAAGAAAUGUGACUGAGAAGUGAUGCUUAUCUCCUGGCUCAGAUUCUGCCACGUUCUCUCUACACAGGGACGCCCCACGGGCCAGCACAAGCUUCUUACUCCGCCAAAGAGACUGUUUGGCCACAGUUGCUCAUGUGGGUCACUCUUGCCAAAGGGCUCUUUGUGUGUGCCACGUGUCCCAGGCCCAGACUUGUCUUAUCCUAAAGCCAAUGAGAGGCUUUUCUGCCAAAUAAGAGGCAAGGGAAUGAGGGGCAGCUGUGGGAAGCGUGGGGAGACUGGCAGCCAGUCAAACAGGGAUAGUCAGGCCACUCCGCCUCAGAGAGACAGACCUAGCUCCUCUGCCCCCGAGGCGAUGGCUGAGAAGGCAGAGGACCCUGCCUUCCAGUCCUGGACCCUCAUAGGCCUAGCGGCGCAUCCAUUACAGGUCCUGGCACCGGAGAUCAGAAAGAACCCCUCAUCUGACCUCUAACUGUAAGAAUAACAAUCAGGCAGGGAGGGGGUGUUUCCCCAAAACUGCACAGCUGGAUAUCUGCUGAAUCCCAGACCAGUGCUCUCCAGUGUCACUGGCAGUGCCUGCCUAACCCCAGUCCCAGCUGGGCAGCUGUCCCUUCUGAGUCAGUAGGGUCCAGGGCAGCUCUAUUGGAUGGUCAGAGGUCCCACUGGCAUCUUGGCAGGCCUCUGAAUUCUUUUUAGCUCAGCCCUGGAUGGAUGUUUUGGAGCCUGAGACCUGGCAGGGGCUUCAGAGGGUCCAGCCAGCCCCAUGGGCACCAGGCUGUAAACCAAACUUGACCCCGGCCAGGGUUUAUCCUUGGCAGAAACGAGACUUCCUAUUUCUGAGCGGGAAGGGGCUUAGCUGAGUUAUAAAGCAGGCUCAGAGGCCUGGGGGACAUCAAACACUUCGUGCGGAGCACUAUUUGGAUGAGAUAAGUGUAAAGGAAUUAGAAACACACAGGCCAGAUUUCCCUCUGCUCGGGGCAGAGUGUGGCAUGCGAUGUAUUGAGAUGGAACUUGAGGUUAAUUAAAGAUGAAGCAUUUGGGUAAACAGUCCAGGCACCUGACUGCGUGCCCAGAUCUGUGCCAGGCACGGGGCCAGAGGUAAAUUAAUGCAGUGUGUGAUUAUCGAGCACACGCAGUGCCAGUCUCCAUGUCGGGCCCGAAUCUCGCCACCUUCCGGAUCUAGAGGAGCUCAGCCUUGAGAGAGACGCACAGCACCGUCCUGGGCUCCUAAAGGACAUUGAGGUCAUCCUAUCCAUCCCUUAAGCAGGCAAAUUCAGCCCUGGUCUUCCCCAGAUCCCUCCUUGGUGCAGUUCGGGGGAUUCCAAACUCUUCCCCAGAUAAGCACUCAAGUGUUUAAAGGAAGAUGGAUGUGCCAACAGGUUCGGUGGACGUGUGCCGCCCGGACAGCCAGAGCCAGCGUGGGUCAGACAUCUGCAGCCGAAGCGCGCUGAUCUCCGAGGACCACCCACUGGCCGGGGUUUGAAAUGAACUGAGCUUGCUGUUUAUAUCCCAGAAGACCCGAGGCACAUUUAUGGAAAUUGAAUGGCUGGGGGUGCGUGAAUUCUCUCAUUCUGGGCCGGAGAGCCUUCAUUCCAUCAGCGGCCAAUCACACACUUGGAAAUGCUCUAUCCACACCACUGCUGACAUCUUUCCCAGCAUGUGCUAUGUGCUCAGCCUCAUAAAAUGCCCCUGUUGUUCUGAGAGCAUCGUGUACACGUCUUGGGGCUUUCACGUUGGCCUUAAGGCAGGCAGAGAAGAUGGAUGGGCUGAGACCCAGCAGGUUCCGUACCCUGCCUAAGGUCAGUGGUGGUCCAGAUCCCCUGUCUCUCGGGAAACAUUACUGACUGACCCAGGAGUUUUCCGGGGCUGGUCAGCAUAGCCGUUCUGCGAGUCUUCUUCCAGGCUGCCUGACACCCACAGCAGAGGUAGGCAGGGACCGAAGGUGCACGAGUCAGGCUAUCAGGAGCUGCCCGGGCCGCCGAGGGCCCCUCCACCUCUGAGAGUCAAAGAUCUGGAGUCCAGGCAGUACGAACACCUGUACUGACCAGCAAGGUCACCCUUGCUCUGAAAGACUAUUAGUGAGUUUUCCUGAUGUCAUCGAAUGCUCCAUCAUCUAUGUCAUGGCCUCAGCCAGACUUGGGCAAACCUAGAGGCUCCGGGUUCUGUCCUACCUGCCCCGCCUCCAGUCUGGUGCCAUUGACAUCAGAUCCCAAGGAAAGGUCCUCCACCAAAGGAAAGCUGAUGACAAACACCGUGAAGGCUAGGUCACGUUCUGCCUGGGAACGGCCGCUUUGAUGGUUUCUGUGCCGAGGACAGAAUUGGAGCUGGCUAUCCUGUUUCAGUGGUGGUGGGAGAAGAACCACAUCCUCAGCCUGCCAUUCUAGACUCUCCAUGAUCUGGCCCUGCUGCUUGCCAGCCGCAUCUCCCAUCUCCCCCACUCUUCGCUUGACCAGACCGAACUGUAUUUGUCAUUUCUAGGACAGAUCAGAUGUUUCACACAUGCUGCAUGCUAGGCCUGGGAAGUCCCUUCUCUUACCCUAACGGCUCAAUUUUUGAGAAUCAACUCAAAUGACACCUCCUCCAAGAAGCCCCCUGUGAUUCCUUUGUGCUUUCUAGCAUCUAGCACAACACCCACUGAGACUGUCUAAUGGCAUGUGUGCUCUCUUAUUGGACUGUGAGCUCCACGGUGGCAAGAGUCAUGUGAACUCAUAUCUAUAUCUUCAUCUGACACAAAGAUGGCACUGAACACCUGUGCAGAAAGGGAAGGAGAGAGAAAAGAAUGAAGGAAGGAAAGAAGGAGAGAGGCAGAUGUUAGCUUUGCUAGUGGAGUGGUUUGUACAAAGCCAAAGUUGUGUGAGAGUGGGCAGGUGCCUCUGCAGGUGAGUUUCUGUCAGGAGAGGAGUGUGAGCAGGGGCAGUGGGCACCCUGGCUGGAGAGAAAUGGCAGAGUUAAAGUCUUGGCAAGGGACUAAGGCAGAUGACAUCGAGAGCCCCUCCUGGCUCUGUAAUGUUCAGGUUCUUUGAACAUUGUGAUUUUUCCAAAACUUCAUCUCAGCAGCCAAAAGAAAUCACCCGGCUGGCUGUCUAAACCAAUAAGGUUCAGGAAUCAGUCCAGCCGUGCGCCACAGUUCUCCAAGAGUCCAGCCAGGCUGAAGGAAUUGGCAGGCUUGCCGGCUGCCCCGGGGCAGGGGAACUUCUGGGCCCUGGAGGAGAGCUGAACUGGAACCCAGGACCCUGGCUCCAACCCAGAGCUUAUUGCCUUCCUGCCCCAACCCUUGGGGAGGAAAGGGGUCAUGAGAGCCCAUGGAGCCUCAGCUGGCCCUGGCCCGUCGGCUUCUCCCACCCUUUCUCUGACGGUGGCACUUCCUUCCCUGAGAUUCUCUGGAGAGUCCUUCACUUCGCUGGGUGACCUUGGGCAAGUCCCUGCCCCUCUCUGAGCGUCCAUUUCCUCAUCUGUCAAACAAAGGCCUUGUUUCCGGCCUGAGGUGUUCUGGAGAUAUGGACAAAUGCUGUGUGCAAUCUUGGGGCUCCGUGAAGGCGGGGUGCCACUCCUCCCCAGGAUCAAUGCUCUGCUUUCCUUCCAGGACCCGCAAUCUGCUCUGGGCUUGGGAGCAUGCAGCGGGCAGGGGAGGAGGCAGAGAAGCUUCACAGGGCCCCUCCAUCCAGAGUCCCACUCAGGGGCAAGUGUGCUUUGAGUGGGGCCUGAGUCUCAGAAGUUUCCAGUGGGGCUUUCAGACACCUUGGGCCCCUGUAGCUGGGGUGGCAGGGCCUGGCUCUUGGCCAAGGGAGAUUCUGGCCCAGAACAGAGGCCGCCAGAGCCCCGGGCCCCAGUCCUGGGCCUCGGAGGGAUCGCAGAAGUUCCCCGCCGGACUUGCACUGUGUGGCACAUGCUUCAGACCUUAAUGUAUUUGAAAGUAUCCGUGAUGCUGUUCUUUCAAUCACCUCUCCCCUGCACCUCUGUGAAUUAUCAUGAAGAGUUCUUUAAGAAUAUAAUAGAAGACAAAGAAAGAUGCUAUUAAUGUUAUUUUGCCAAAAAUAUUUUUGUAGCAUAAUAUAUUAAUAAAAGACAUUAUGAAUUCA